Molecule: messenger RNA, 933 nt
Organism: Heterocephalus glaber (naked mole-rat)
Lineage: Eukaryota; Metazoa; Chordata; Mammalia; Rodentia; Bathyergidae
Gene: Or5c1
Product: olfactory receptor family 5 subfamily C member 1
Biological process (GO): G protein-coupled receptor signaling pathway
Cellular component (GO): membrane
Molecular function (GO): G protein-coupled receptor activity; olfactory receptor activity
Source: RefSeq, a predicted model, not a curated record
AUGAAUCCACAGAACUUCACUUGGGCCAGGGUUGCCCCUGCUGAAUUUGUCCUCCUGGGCAUCACAAACCGCUGGGACCUGCGUGUGACACUCUUCUUGAUCUUCCUUCCAGUCUACCUGGUGAGCCUGCUGGGAAACAUGGGCAUGGUGCUGCUGAUCUGUGUGGAUGCCAGACUCCACACGCCCAUGUACUUCUUCCUAGCCAGCCUCUCCCUGCUGGAUGCCUGCUAUUCCUCGGACAUCAGUCCCAAGAUGCUGGUGGACUUGCUGCAGCCCCAUGCCACCAUCUCUUACACUGCCUGUGCCCUCCAGAUGUUUGUCUUUGCAGGACUGGCUGAUGCCGAGUGUUGCCUGUUGGCAGCCAUGGCCUAUGACCGCUAUGUGGCCAUUGGAAACCCCCUUCUCUAUACAACAGUCAUGUCGAGGGGUCUAUGUCUGGCCCUGCUGGGAGCAUCAGGCCUAGGAGGGGUAGUGAGUGCCUUUGUCCACACAACUUUCACCUUCCGCCUGAGUUUCUGCCGCUCUUGGGAAGUCAACAGCUUCUUCUGUGAUAUCCCACCACUGCUGGCCAUCUCAUGCAAUGACACCAGUCUCAACGAGCUCCUCCUCUUUGCAGUCUGUGGCUUCAUCCAGACAGCAACAGUGUCAGCUAUUGCUGUGUCUUAUGGUUUCAUCGCUGGAACUGUGAUCCGCAUGCGCUCUGCUGAGGGCCGUCGGCGGGCAGCCUCUACCUGUGGUUCCCACCUCACAGCUGUAACCAUGCUAUAUGGGACACUCAUCUUCAUGUACCUGCGUCCCAGCUCCAGCUAUGCCCUGGACACCGACAAGAUGGCAUCUGUAUUCUAUACCCUGGUCAUUCCGGCUCUCAACCCACUCAUCUACAGCCUCCGAAACCAGGAGGUCAAGGAUGCACUCCAGCGGACGUGGAGAUGA